Molecule: messenger RNA, 807 nt
Organism: Cotesia congregata
Lineage: Eukaryota; Metazoa; Arthropoda; Insecta; Hymenoptera; Braconidae
Source: the annotation of a GenBank genome assembly
AUGGAAGUAGAAGAAACCAGUCCAAGUCAACCUUCAUCAUCUUGCCCCACGAUUAUUGCCAGUGAAAAGUCAGUAUUGUUGUCGGAGCAAUCAUUAAGUUUAGCUACUAAUUUUGGUUCGGAUUUAUCGUAUGAACCUCCAAUGCCGGUUGUAAAAACACCAAAAAUUAAUGUUUUAACUGCAGAGCUCAUUGCUGUACUUGACAGAACUAAUUGGGGAGAUUUUGUCGCGGGGGGAUUUUGUCUUGGGGAGGUUUUGUCGGGGAGAUUUUGUCUUGGGGAGAUUUCGUCGCGGGGAGAUUUUAGGGGGGAGAUUUUGUCGGGGAGAUUUUUUCCGGGGAGAUUUUGUCGUGUCACCUGUAUUAUGUAUCUUAAGAUGGAGAAGCAAAUUUAUUUAAUUGGUUAUCAAAUUACAAAAUUUGUAGGAAGUAAACUGCCGAGCUUAAAAGAGGUUAUGUUUCUUUUCUUUCAUUAUCAUUGUUCUCAAAGCUUGACUAUUAAGAAAAGUGCAUUAAUUACGAUUGAGAAUGUAUUCGAUUUAUCGUCUGAAGCUGGAAUUCCGACUUGUGCGAAAAAUUCUGCAGUAAGAAUACUCAUUCGCCAUCACACUGUUGGGAAAAAUUUGCUAAAAAAUAAAAAUCAAAAGCUGUCAUCUACUCAAAAAAAAAAAGUUUCUAUUUUUUGUGCCGAUAUUGAGAAAUUAUUCGACAUAGCACAUCACAAAGUAAUGAAACUCAUUAAUGAAAAUCAAAAGUUAUUUUUGCAAGGCCAAAUCGACGAGGUUUUCUCCACAUUAAUCCUCCAGUAA